Messenger RNA from Chinchilla lanigera (long-tailed chinchilla), 2407 nucleotides. RefSeq names its product prolactin-releasing peptide receptor-like. The transcript is spliced from 7 exons. Gene Ontology annotation, molecular function: neuropeptide receptor activity. The record is from RefSeq and is a predicted model, not a curated record. Gene Ontology annotation, biological process: neuropeptide signaling pathway. Gene Ontology annotation, cellular component: membrane. NCBI's taxonomy places the organism in Eukaryota, Metazoa, Chordata, Mammalia, Rodentia, Chinchillidae. The coding region runs from base 1 to 1959 and encodes 652 amino acids.
AUGGGUCUGAACAAGCGUGGAUUAGGCACAUAUGCGCAAUAUCCAUGUCCUGUCGUAGGGGCUGUAGAUGUAGUGUGGGCUACGAUAGCCACCAUGGCAAUGAACACAUUUUCAGGGAUAUGUGGAAGGUUCUAUCAUGUGACCAACAUCCUAGCUUUUUGGGCCAUCUUCUUCAGUUGUCUCAUUGUUAUUGGGCUCCUAUCUGGAGCAGUUGGCAGUGUGAGUGGAGUAGGGGCAUCCUCCAAAGUCCUGUUGUUUAAUGGAGAUGGGGAACUGAGGAGAAAGAAAAAGAGUGCAGGAAAACAGCAAGAGUCUGACUUCUCUUGCUCCACGUCAGCCGGCCUAGGAUCCACAGAUUUACCGACUGACUGCAGGCAAGAGAAAUUGAGUCGGAACGACCCGACCGGGGACUACGCAGAGGAGAGGCGACGCUGGAGGUCUCCAGGUCAGAAUAGGCACUGCGUGCGCUCUCCAAAAGAGCGGCGCAUUCGGAGUCAGCAGCAGCGUUCAGCCACCCAAAGCUUAGCUGCCCAGCUCAGCUCUACGUCCUCCAAAGGCGUCAAUCUGGACGCUCCCCCCACCAUAGAAUCGCCCUUAGGGGCAUUUCCAAACACCGGCACCAUGAAUUACGAGGAGGAGCUGACCCCUGAAGCUCUGAGUGUGCCUAGCGGCUUUGAUGACCUGAUCACCACUACCACCUCCCAGGUGCUGCAAGCCAUGUGCAGCGCCGCGUCUGCGAUUGGUCGAGCUGGCCGAGAUGGCGUGCUCUCCAUGAUGGAUAAGCUGCCAGACCAUAUGUCAAACAUGAACGAGCUGGCUGACCUUUCGGGUCUCCUACCUUCAGAAGUGGUGUCCCAAGACGAGCAGGCGCAGUUCUGGCUAGUGAUAGGGUACACCGUAGUGGUCUUUGCUGCUAUCCUAGGCAACUGGGUCUUAAACCAUAUAAUUAUGAAGUACAAGAGAGUGCACACUGCCAGUGGCCUCUUCGUUGUCAACAUUUCUGUGACCAACAUGAUGCUGGCUCUUCUCAGCUCCCCAUUCACCAUGGUGCGCUAUGUUUGUAAUUCCUUGGUACUUGGGAAGAUGGCAUGUCAUCUCAGUUGUUUUGCGCAGUUCUCCUGUGCCUAUGUAACUGUGAUGACCAUGGUUGCUAUUUCUUUGGACCGACAUCGGGUGAUGCUGUAUCCCCUGAAGGCCCGUAUUAGUCUGAUGCAAGGCAAUGUUUGCAUCAUUAUCAUAUGGAUCCUGAGCACCUGUGCUGCUUUGCCUCAUGCCAUUUACCAGAAGCUUUACCAGGUGAAAAUUGGAAACACGACUGAAGAAAUUGCCUGCCUCCCAAGUUUCCCACAUGCUUCAAAAUCUGCGUGGAAAUACCUUGACCUGAGCACCUUUCUGCUGUUCUUCAUCUUGCCAUUGAUGAUAUUGGUGGCUGUCUAUGGUCAUGUGGCCAAGAAGCUGUGGAUCCAUGAUGCUGUUGACGAUAUCAAUAUCCAUACUUACAUCUGCCAACGUGGGAAGAAGAAGCAGACCCUGAAGAUGCUGAUGACAGUGGUCCUUCUCUACACAGUCAGCUGGCUCCCCCUCAACCUCUACCUGGUGUUGCUAUCCAGUGAGGCGAUAUCAAGCCAUCACAACCUUUAUUUUUUCUUCCACUGGCUGGCAAUUAGCAGCUCCUGCUACAACCCCUACAUUUACUUCUGGCUCAGCGACAGCUUCCGGAUUGAAGUUCAGAAGAUCAUCCUGGAAAUCCAGAAGAUGGUACUAGGCGGAAUCAGCCGCCUGAGAGGGGAGCACCACCAACUAAACUCUGUCUCACCUACCCACCGCCCUUCCUUUGUGGAUCCUAAUCCUGGCGUGCCCAUAUUCCCCAGAUUUAAAGAUUUUGAUGAGUUACCUAGUCCCCCUCCCUCCCCAGUAGUGGAAAUCUCUUUUAUUUACCCUUCAGUGCCUAGAGUUUAAGCUGCCCAGACCGCAAGAUUUACUCAUCCUCAAAAUACCAGAGAUAGGAUGAGGCUAAAAUAACUAGAAUUUAUUCACUUCUCAUGAGGGUGGGGCCGGUACUUGAGUGAUAGAGGCCAUGUGAGCCACCAUAUGUCUCAUUUACGGUUUCAUUUUUCCCUGUCUUUUUUUCAUAUUCUCCUUUCCUACUUUUUCUUUCCACACCAAGUACACUGAGGAUAUCCGACAUCCAGAUGCAUUAGAGAUGUUUCUGUACUGCUGACAAGAAAAUUUCACUCUGACUUAGGGUUUCCUGAACUGCACCUGUUUCUCUUCACCAAUGUCCCUCUCCAUUCCUGUAUACCACCAUGCCAUGGUUCUUGUUUUUUGAUUACUGAUAUUGCCUUGGGAGCUGUUAAAACCCCUAGCAAUUCUUAAAUGUAUUUUACUUAAAUGGAUAACAUGCUAA